AAAGAAAGACGAGAGCGCACAGUAUUGUGCGACGAGAGCAUAAAAAACGUGUAUUAAAAUGUCACCCAUGAGAUAAUUAGGACGUUUUAUGCCCCCAAAAUUAAUGUCACAUUUGUUCGCAAUGUUCAAAACAAGAGAACCGGUUAAAAGUAAAGUUUUUCAGUCUAUGCAAAAUGUUGAUAUUCGAGGACUUAGUUGUUGCAGUGAGACAGAACUUAGACCAGUGCUACCAAGCCUGGUACGCAUGGCUCUGUGUGCACCGUUGGAUAUGGGUGAUGAAUGGACACAGGACAGAAAAGAGAUUUCUAAAAUACUAUCAGGUUUAGAAAUAGUUAACAAUAUUGUGACAUUGUUGUCUAUUGAUUUUCAUGCCCUUGAACAAGAUGUAAAAAAGGAACAACAAUUAAGGUCAAAGAUUGGAGGAAAUCAGACUGACAGUGUUUUAAUAUCCAACUUACAACAUGGUCUAGUUUUGGAAUUUGAACGAAGUGAUCCAGCUCGUAGAAUUCGCCUUCUUCUUAGUGAAUUAUUGUUUGUUAUGUCAGAGAUUAAAGAUCAAAAGAACCCAAAUUAUCAGAAAAAUUGUGAAUUAUUUGAGAGUGAGGUUUAUUUAGAAGAAGUUUCAGACAUUCUUUCUAUAGCUCAAGCAGAGUUACCUAACUUGUUACCAUUACCAGAUAUUGCAGAAGCUUUGUUAUCAUUAAAGAAUGGUUCUUGGUUAAUAUGUCAGCUGUUGGCCAAUUCUCCGGAAUCUUUUAAAUCUGUUUGUGUAAGUUUAGUAAGUCAUGGUGAAAGACAAGAUGAAGAAACUAUUGGUGGUAGACGUAGAUUACAUAUGUUACAAAUGAUGGCUGCCAUGAAUCCACAAGAGACAUUAAAUAUCAGAACCCUCUGUGUUGAAAACUGUACAAUGCCUGGACUAGCUAUUAGUCUUUCACUUAAGAUUUCCACAUCUGAAUCCAACACUGGUUUACCAACGAGUGAUGCUGUAGCAUUUGUUAGUUCACUUAUGUUAGGUGAAGAUCAUGGAACACGAACAUGGUUCUCACAGUUUGUUAAAGCUGGACAAAAGAGAAAGGGAAAUCCUGUUUCUUCCAUGCUUCAUAUGUUACGCCAAUAUCUACUGGAUCAGCUGAGAUUUGUAACGCCACAUUUUGGUCAGUCUAUGGAUAAUGGUAAAGUUGUGUAUUCAGUGACAUUAUUAAGAUUAUAUUGUGCUUUAAAGGGAAUGGCUACAUUGAAAUUCAGUGAUGAAGAAACAAAAGCUUUAUUAGAGGUUAUGACUGCCAAGCCACCUCCUACGAGUGCUGGUGCACAGUUAAUAUCAGUGUCAUUAUGUAUGUUGAUAGCCUCUCCUCUUCUGCUAGCACAGGGUGGUUUAGAAUUAGAACAUGAAGUAGUAGAAUGGAUUAAAUGGCUUUUAACAGCAGAAAGUAUAUUUGAUAAGAAUAUGGGAAGCGGCAAGUCAUUUGGAGAAAUGUUAUUUUUGAUUGCUCUUCAUUUCCAUAGCAACCAGACAGCUGCCAUUGCAGAACUUGUAUGUAACACCCUAGGAAUGAAGAGUCCAGUUAAAGCCAAUGCUCUUUCAAGAAUUCGACAAAUUUUUACUCAAGAAAUAUUUACAGAACAGGUUAUAGCAUCUCAUGCUGUCAGUAUACCAGUUACUGAAGGUUUGAAUGCCAAUAUGGUGGGUUAUUUACCAAUACAUAUUAUAUUUCAACUAUUAAAAAGUCGAGUUUUCUCCAAACAUAAAGUUCCCAUAAAGGAUUGGAUUUAUAGACAAAUGUGUAGUAGUUGUCUGCCCUUACACCCACUUCUACCUCCGUUAAUAGACUCGUACGUUAAUUCUAUUAUUGUUAAAGGAAUUAAAACGGACAAUUUAAAUCAACCAAUAACAGAACAGGAGAUAUUAGAAGUGUUUGAAGCACCACCUAAUAGAAAAGAUAUUAGUGGUCGUCAAUCACCGACUAUAAUAUUGUCAGAGAAGAAAGACGUAGGCUGUCAAAUAUUAGUCUUAUAUUAUUUAUUAUUGUAUGAAGAUACGUUGUUAAAUAAUAUGAAAUCUUUAGUGUUAAGUCAACGUAAAAUGUCAAGUUACAGUGAAUCUAUCAUGUCUAUAAUACCAAUCAACUAUCUAGUACAAGAAGCUCAGUUAAAACAACAACAGUGUGCGGGUAUCUUCCCAGCUCUUAUCAAGUUGCUAGCUAGUCAUUUUCCACAUCUGUGUCUGGUUGAGGAUUGGUUGAGUGAUAGUUUAGUAUCAACCAAUCAGAUCAAGAGAAUUCACACAGUGACACAAAUACAAACCGUAACACCAGAAUCCAUUCAACAUGCUGUAUCUCAACUACCAGGUACACCCAGUUUAUUAAUACUACAACUACAAGAGUUACUGGCCCUUCCACCUGCUAAAGUAUUACCUUUCGCUCAGGUUAUUGUAGGAAAUCUGAGUACUAUGUUGUUAGAGACUACACCACGUAGAGUAGUUGAAUUAGUCAAAAGAGUCUGGUUUAAAAUCCACCAAAUUUCACCAAGAAGCUUAAGAUUAUCAACUAUCAACAAUUUACAAGAAAGUAAUGAGACAGCAAAACCAGCACCAUAUACUGAACAUGAUGUUAUAGUUGAUCCUCUAGUUGUAUUGCGCUGUGAUGAAAGAGUAUUUAGAUGUCCACCAUUAUUAGAAAUAGUGCUCAGAACUUUAGAUGCUUACACGCAUGCCUGCAGGACAUAUCUCUCCAAUCACAUUCAAGCUUACCCAGUUAUAGAAAAUGCUGUCCAAUCAGAACAUGAACGAAGAGAUUUAAGAAAUGCUUUAAUUGAAGCGCAAGAGAGUGCUAUGUUACAGAUAUUAUUGGAGAGUUGUCUCCCAUCAUCAGCAGAACAGGAAAUUGCUGGUAAAUUGAGCAACAUAAGAGAAAUACAGUGUCUAGUCUGUCAAUAUUUACAUCAAGCUUUUAUAGCUGAUCCUAACCUCGCUAAACUCGUACAUUUUCAGGGUUAUCCAGCAGAGUUAAUUCCCCUGGCUGUUUCUGGUAUCCCUUCCAUGCACAUAUGUUUAGAUUUUAUACCAGAACUUUUUGCACAACCGCAGACUGAAAAACAGAUAUUUGGUAUUCAGCUUUUAUCCCAGUUAUGUAAACAGUAUGCCUUACCGAAAUCACUUGGUGUAGCCAAGUUAGCUAUAAAUAUUAUGUUCUCUCUAUUAACAGUUCUAGAAACAGAAGAAAGAAUCCAUUUUUAUCUUCAAACUGUUCCUUGUUUAAUUGACAUGUGUGAGUCAUUUCCUCCAUUGUGUGAUGAUGUCACAUCUUUACUAACACAGAUUGGUCGAGUUUGUUUCUCUCAACUCUCAGUCACCAGUAAUCUCAUGUUGUCCGAAUCCUAUAUAAAACUGGAUACAGAAGACUCUUUGAAAAGCCUAGAAUCUCCAGAAAAGAAAGUUAAAUCAGUGAAUAGUGACAUGAAAAGACGUUAUUGGCAACUUUUUGAAACUGUUCAAAGAUCAUUUACUUUAGUAACUGGCAAAGCAACUAUUUCUAAAGAGAUGUAUUAAUAUGAUCUAUUAAUUUGUGCUACAUCAUAAAAGUGCUUAUUUUGGUCGAAAGCCUUUUUUUUAUACACCCACAUUUUCAUGUGGACGUAUAUUGUCAUCGCCCCGUCCGCCCGUCAACAAUUCUUUGUGAACACUCUACAGGUCACAAUUUUUAUCUGAUUUCAAUGAAACUUGAAAUAUAGGUUUAUCACCCUAAGAUCUUGGAUCCUUUCGAUAUUGGCAUGUAUCGGACUGUAACUUCAUGGAUUACGACCCCUGAAUUGUACAUAAAAUCACGUUUUUAGCUUGUGAACACUGUAGAGGUCACAAUUUUUAUUCGAUUUGGCUUAAACUUGAAAUAUAUGUUUAUAACCCACAGAUCUUGGUUCCUUUCGAUAUUCACGCAUAUCGGAUCAUAACUUCCUGAAUUAUGGCCCAUGAUUGUACAGAAAAUCGCGUUUUUUGCUUAUGAACCCUAUAGAGGUCACAAUUUUUAUCCGAUUUAAAAAAACGUUUGAAUAUAUCAGCAUUACACACUAAGAUCUUGGUUCCUUUUGAUAAUUGCGGAUACCCGAACUUAACUUCCUGGAUGAUGCUGAUUGUUUGAAAAAUUGCAUUUAUAGCUUGUGGAUUCUGUAGAGGUCACAAUUUUUUCUGAUUUUAAAAACCGUUUAAAUACAUCACCAUUCCACCAUAAUGAAGGUUGAAUAUGAAUUUCGGGUAAAUUGAAAUGAAACUGCACGACAAAAUGGCCGCUCUUUGUACGCAAAUUGUGUAGAAGUGUGUAAUACGAAGGUUAUGGACCCUCUAAACGUCACAGUUUUUAUCUGAUUUGGAUGAAACUUAAAACAUAUCUUUGUAUCCCAAAGAUCUCAGUCCCUUUUGAUAUUUGCACAUUUCAGGCCAUAACUUUCUGGAUUAUUGCCCCCGAUUGUACAAAAAAUCUUGUUUGUUUUUAGCUUGUUCUCUAUUCAUCUCUUGCAAAAUGUGGGCGUAUCCUGCCUGGCAGCCGCUGGUUAAUGAUCCGACUUACAUGUAUAUUUCUGUAUAUAUUACAAGAAAUGAUUUGUCUAUAGUGUCAAUUGUAUAAAACUCAUCUCAACAAUUUCUGUUGGUAUCAUUUAAGGGUUAUGUCCAUCGGACAUUGAGUUAACAAUUCAAAAUUUGAUUGUUUUGUGUUACCUUGGAUCUUAAAUUGUCAAAACAGUUAUUUAUUCAAUUUAGCUUACAGUCUUUAUAGUUGACUACUGCACGAAUUCUGCACUCCUGGAAAUAGAAUUGUUUUUCAUUGCCAUUUACUUUAAUGUAGUAGUAGUAUCUUGGUUUUUUAACAUCUGCUUCCACAGACAUGUAAGUGAUAUCGCUAAAAUGCUAAAAGUAUGGCUUCUUAGUGUGUUUGAAGUUGUAUUUGUGUUAGACAGUGACUAUUAGACUGUGGAUUGUGUAACAAUAUAUGGAAUAUUAAAUAUCUCAUGACCGUAUCAUGUCAUUUGUUUAUGGAGUCAUUCCAUGUCAAAUGGGUCAAUUUUCAGAAAUUUGGGAAAUCGACCCCCUCGAAAAAAAAUGUUAUUGUACAUGUAAAAACUUGAAACUGUGCAAAAUUUGUGGCCUGUAGCUUGAAAAUUGACUGAGAUACAGGCAUUUGAGUUUCAUGCUCAUCUACCAGGGUCCAUUGGCUCAAAUAUACAAGGCAAUUUUCGAAAAAUUUGUGUCUGAAACCAUAUUCAAGGCCAAUUUUCUGGGAAUCUAGUGAAGACUGAUGCAUUUUCAUGUUUCUUAUGUAGUGCUACCGGCAAUCUCUGGAAAGGCCAAAAUUUGGGUCUAUAUCUAUUACUUUUUAGCUCCUGGAGCACUACAAAAUCCAGAAAAUAUACAUUUACAACAAUUUUUUUUUUCGUUUUUUUCUCGCCAAGUAGCAUGCGAACCCUACCACUCACCUGUAAUCUGAUUGCAGAUUCAUAAUCUACACAAAACAUUCUUUCAGACUACCAAAUUUGAGCUGUGUAUCUUCACUAGAAAGGUAAAAAUAAGAUGUCUGAAACUCAAGUAAAUCAUUGAUACAUAUUCUGUUGCAAAAACUUAUCGGUAACAGCUGAAACUCAAAUGCCUGUAUCUCUGUGAAAUUUUCAAGCUACAGGCCACAAAUUUUGCACAGUUCCUAGUUUUUACAUGUACAAUAACAUAUAUUUUUUCCCACCCCUGGCCCACUUGACAUGGAAUGACUCUGUAGAAAGAUUCCAAAGUCUUCAUAUUCUUUGAUCAUGCAUUUAAAAAACCAAAACAAAAAAACCCACAGAUCCUAGCUUGUUACAUUUCAAUUUGGAUCUGGCGUUUAUCUGAAAGGAUUUGUUUGGUCAGUUUAUCUACAUGUACAUUAAUGUCAGUUAUUAUUUAGUAUAAAACUAAUAAUUACAUUGAAGUAAAUGUUAUCUUGUCCAUGAUCACCUAAAUCAAAACACAGUCCAGAUUGCUGAUUGAAGGAAUCCAGUAUACAUGUAGCCUACUUUGUUUUAACCAUUUUACAUAUUGUUUUGUAUAUCAUGUAAUAAUAUUUAUUUUUACAUGAAUUAUACUUUUUGUUAUCAA
Patella vulgata (common limpet) is the source of this 6115-nucleotide messenger RNA. Its product is annotated as integrator complex subunit 2. The record is from RefSeq and is a predicted model, not a curated record. Gene Ontology annotation, cellular component: integrator complex. NCBI's taxonomy places the organism in Eukaryota, Metazoa, Mollusca, Gastropoda, Patellidae. Bases 89 to 3550 code for a protein of 1153 amino acids. Gene Ontology annotation, biological process: snRNA 3'-end processing. The transcript has 22 exons.